Molecule: messenger RNA, 564 nt
Organism: Penicillium cosmopolitanum
Lineage: Eukaryota; Fungi; Ascomycota; Eurotiomycetes; Eurotiales; Aspergillaceae
Exons: 2
Coding region: 1-564 (187 amino acids)
Source: RefSeq, a predicted model, not a curated record
AUGAGUUGUCUUAACAAGUCCUCUGGACCACACGAUGGCUGCCCUCAAACCGUUAACCAAACCUACACCGCAGACCACUGCGCCAUGAACGACCAGAAAGUCAAUAUGACUAUCACCAUCAACACUGCCGCAGUACGCCGGGAGGAACAAAAUCUACAUCCUGCUCAAAAGCAAGCCACCGAACAAGCUCACGCUCCGGCCCAGACCCAGGCCCAGACUCAACCCCCGCAGACAUCGACGGAAGUUCCCUCACAACCAGGUAUAAACGGUCGACAAAAUCAACCGCUGCUACCAGCACCGCCCGUGCGAAUCCGGUCUGGUGAAGAAAGAGCCAAACCCCGCGAAGAAGAAGCCAAGUCUCGCAAGGAUGCAAGAGCCAAGUUGCGUGAUGAAGCAGAAAAUCUACUCAACCAAGCAGAAAGGCUCGUCAGGAAGAAUCCAAGCUACGCGCAGCAGCAUCCAAAACCCAUGAAGAAGCGUCCAAGGCCAAUUUACGCGAAGAAGCAAACAGGCUACGCGACAAUGCAGACAAGCUUCGCGAAGGAGCAGACAAGCUAUGUGUAG